Molecule: messenger RNA, 1873 nt
Organism: Callorhinchus milii (elephant shark)
Lineage: Eukaryota; Metazoa; Chordata; Chondrichthyes; Chimaeriformes; Callorhinchidae
Product: testis expressed 264, ER-phagy receptor
Exons: 4
Coding region: 1-951 (316 amino acids)
Biological process (GO): reticulophagy; protein-DNA covalent cross-linking repair
Cellular component (GO): endoplasmic reticulum membrane; nucleus; replication fork
Source: RefSeq, a predicted model, not a curated record
AUGUCUGAGCUGUGGCUGCUGACGGUCCUGGCGCUGUCCCUGGUGUCGCUGUUGCUGGUCACUGUGGUGGCCCUGGCGCUGCACUCGGGGCUGCUGACCCGGGUGCGGGUCAGCGCGGGCGCCUCUCCCGUGCGCGCCCUCACCCUGGCGUACAAGUACAGUCGGGGACCGUACCGGCAGGUGGGCAGUCUGUUCACCCAGAGCACCAGCAUCGGCCCCGAGCUCAGCUGCGUCGGGGUUUACUACGACGAUCCCAACCAGGUACCGCCUGAGAAGCAGAGAUGUAUAAUAGGCAGCAUCCUGAGUGAAGGAGACGAGAAACCUUCUGAAGAGCUGGUGAAACUCUACGAGCAGUUCGGCUUCAAGAUAUUCUCCUUCCCAGAAGUCACGCACGUUGUCAUGACUACGUUCCCCUUCACGACCUUCCUCUCCCUGUAUCUGGCCAUGUACAAGGUGUACCCGGUGAUGAACGAUUACAUCAAGAACCGGAAGCUGUGUGCUCACCCAUGGCUGGAGAUCUACCGAGGGGAUGUGAUUUACUACGUGUGCCCUCUGGCACGACAGGGAGACUUCUAUGUCCCUGAACUGAAACAGGCGGAAAGGAAAGCGAAGGAGGAAGAGGGAGAUGGACAAACUGACAUUACAGGUGCGGAUUCCUUCAGCGACAACAGCUCGGUGAGCUACACAGACAGGUCAGAGAGCAGAGAAACGUCAAUGGCGCCUUCGGUCGCCCCCUUCUUGUCAAAGCGGGAGUCAGAGGACAGUGACAGCAAGAGCGACAGGAGUGAAUCAAUGGCCAGCGGAUCAUCCUUUGAGGAACUGGACCUGGAAGGACAUGAUGACGGGGAAAGGUUAGGGCUCUCCCAACAGAACUCUGAGCUCAGGAAAGAACAGGACCAUCCGGCGGGUCCGAAGAAACCUUCGGACAUCAGCACGGAAGAGGAACAGUGAAAGUAUAAGGAACAAAUGUUUGAUCGACGGUAUUUCGGAACGAGUUAUAGAAUUGACCUGACACAUUCCCUAUGAUAUGUAAGAGUUUUGUGUGGCUCCGUGAUUUCUAUGUUGGGAAUUAUUCACAGUGAGAGGAUUAUUAACAAACACCUGCAUUUACUGAUCCGAACAAAUUAUUAACUGCCGAUAUUAAAAAUUAAUUCUGCUUUAGCGUUUAAAAGUAUAUUUCUUUGUAUCCUCUUAAAAUCAUCUUUUUUUUAAAAAAAAUUGUGGUUGAUUGUAGCUGUUUGACGGCUGGUUUAAUUGCUCUGGAAGCAGUGCUAUAGUUUCCCACAUUUCCCAACUUUUCUUAGGUUGGUCACUCAACCCACGACUGUUUGUGGGGACGCUGCAGUGCGCAAUCGGCUGCCGUGUUUCGCCCACAAAAUAUACAGUCAAUUCACUUUACAGUAUAUCCUAUGAAGCGCUUUGAGGCGUCUCGAAGACGUGAUGAACCUCUGUAUCAAAUGCAAGGAGUAUUAUUAUUUUUAUUAUUAUUAGAAUGGCCAUUUGAGCAAAGUACUGAAGACCAACCGUUUUUCACGCCACCAGAUAGACAGGAGAAGGAGGCAGAUCUCUUCAGAAGAACUGGGAGAAAAAUUGGUUUCCAAAAAAAGUUGCUCUUUGGACAUGAUGGGGUGGGGGGGAGAACGAGUACGUUGGAAGGUUUGUUGACGACAGUACUCCUAUAGGGACGUAUCAUCCAAUGCUUUUUCUUUAGUUUAGUUUUGCUAUAGUCAGUCCAUAGUCCUACGUUUAAAAGUUUCUUCCAAUACAUUGAAAUGAAAGUUACUGAGAACAUUUAACUCUGUUACGCGUUGCCUGUAAAUGUCAAGCCUUCAACUGACACCAGCACAGCAAUAAAUUAAAAUUAAAAAAAUGA